GCACUUCACCUUAGCAUCGGACAAAGCGAGAUCAUUUUAUUUAUUUCAGCAAAUAAAUGUUUGUUUAUUUUUUUCAAAAUUGUUUUCUACAUAUGUCGCUUGGAAUAAUUUUCCAUUUUGUCGAAAUUCCAAGUUUAAAAAAGUAGCCAGAAGAUGGGCGUGAUAAAGCAAUAUAUUGCCGGCCUAUCAGCAGCGUUUGGUGCCUUCUGCUUGGGCGCCUCGAUUGGAUGGUCGGGACCCAUGGAGCAGCCUAUCGUUUCGGGUGACGCAUACAAAUUUUCGGUUAGCGGCGAUGAUUGGGGCUGGAUCACUUCGAUGUUGACAUUUGGCGCUGCCUGUAUGUGCAUCCCAGUUGGCAUUCUGAUUGCCGCCUUUGGACGCAAGCUGAUCAUGUUAAUACUGGUCAUACCAUAUAUGAUCGGAUGGAUAUGCAUCUUUGCCGCCAGAAAGGUGUUCAUGCUGUACUUGGGGCGAUUCAUAGUUGGCGCCUGUGGCGGCGCCUUCUGUGUCACAGCGCCCAUGUACACCACAGAGAUUGCCCAAUUGGAAGUGCGUGGCGUUAUGGGUUGUUUCUUCCAGCUGCUGAUUGUGCAUGGCAUCCUUUAUGGUUUUAUUGUGGGCGGACUCUUUUCUCCAAUUCUCGUCAACAUCUUGUGCGGCAUAUUGCCAGUGAUAUUCUUUCUGAUAUUCAUGUGGAUGCCCGAAUCACCCGUUUAUCUCGUCCUGAAGGGCAAAACCGACUUGGCAGAGAAUUCAAUGAAAUGGUUGCGUGGCAAGGAUGCGGAUAUCAGUGGAGAGAUGUCCGCCAUGGCUGCGGAGGGUAAAAAGGAGAAGGCCACCGUUAAGGAAGCAUUCUCCCGUAAGACCACACUCAUUGGACUAUUUAUAGCCAUAGUGCUGAUGUUGCUGCAACAAUUGACGGGCAUCAAUGCGAUACUCUUCUAUGUGACCAGUAUUUUUGAGCAGGCCGGCACAGGAUUAUCGCCAUCGGCGUGUACAAUUCUAAUUGGAGUUGUUCAAGUGUUUGCAACAAUUGUCGCAAUAUUGCUUAUCGAGAAAGCUGGACGCAAACUGUUGCUACUGAUAUCGGCUGCAGUCAUGGCUAUCACCACCUUUGUGAUGGGUCUCUAUUUUCAGAUUCUAAUGGAAAAGAAUGUUGGCUGGUUGCCCGUGUUGGCCAUUAGUUUAUUCAUCAUUGGCUUCUCGCUGGGAUUUGGUCCAGUGCCUUGGCUAAUUAUGGCCGAACUCUUUGCAGAGGAUGUGAAGCCGGUUUGUGGUGCUGUCGUUGGCACGAGCAGUUGGCUCUUUGCUUUCUGUGUGACGAAAUUGUUUCCGACUUGUCUGGAUGUUUUCGGUCCCGCCGCAUCAUUUUGGAUAUUUACCGCUUUUGCAGUUGCCGCCUGUGCCUUCAUUUUAUUCUUUGUGCCGGAGACAAAGGGUAAAACAUUGGAUGAAAUCCAGGGCUUACUUGGCGGUUAGCUAAUUCAGAUGAUUGCAGCAUUAUAUAUAUCGUAUGAUAUAUAUGUGUAUAUAUUGGAAAGGAUCCAUAUGUGAUGCACGAAUUGAUGUAAUGCGAGUAGUUGUGUGAGAGAAGGGACUUGAGCAGUAUUGCAGAUAUUAUAUACAGAUAAUUCUAAUGUUAACGAGAUGUGUAAAGAUGAGUAAAUGUGCUGAUUUCAGAUUUAUUGGUAAGGUCA
Messenger RNA from Drosophila grimshawi, 1697 nucleotides. Its product is annotated as facilitated trehalose transporter Tret1. Gene Ontology annotation, molecular function: sugar transmembrane transporter activity. The transcript is spliced from 2 exons. Gene Ontology annotation, biological process: transmembrane transport; carbohydrate transport. NCBI's taxonomy places the organism in Eukaryota, Metazoa, Arthropoda, Insecta, Diptera, Drosophilidae. Gene Ontology annotation, cellular component: membrane. The coding region runs from base 154 to 1479 and encodes 441 amino acids. The record is from RefSeq and is a predicted model, not a curated record.